AUGGACAACUACAACCAGCCCUUCUGCGAGGAAGCUCCAGCCCGCUCCCUUCUCUGCAGAGCCGUUGGGCUUUUCACCGGGGACAUGCAUCUCUGCAGAGAAUGGGUGAAAAGACAGGCUGUGGUAAUCCAGCUGCUGGACUGGAUUUUCCGAGGGGUGGCCCAGGUCAUGUUUGUCAACAACCCCCUCAGCGGGCUGCUCAUCACGGCCGGCCUCUUCCUGCAGAACCCUUGGUGGGCUCUGAACAGCCUGCUGGGUACCCUCGCGUCGACUGUGUCUGCCAUGUUACUGGGACAAAACAGGGAAGCUGUAUCAGCAGGUUUAUACGGCUACAAUGGAACCUUGGUGGGCAUGCUGAUGGCUGUUUUUUCAGCCAAAGGGAGUUGGUACUGGUGGCUGCUGUUGCCAAAUGUGUUCAUGUCCAUGUUGUGCCCGGUGGUCUCCAGUGCUUUGUCCUCACUUGCCAGCAAAUGGGACCUCCCAGUAUUCACCCUGCCCUUUAAUAUUUUGGUGUGUCUGCACGUUGCAGCUACAGGAGCCAAUCACCCCUACUUUCCAGAGCUAUUCCUGUCAGUGCCAGUCGGUGUUGGCCAGGUGUAUGGCUGCCACAGCCCUUGGACAGGAGGUCUCAUCCUUCUGGCCCUGCUGCUUUCCUCACCAACUAUCUGCUUUCAUGCCAUGUUGGGCUCUGCUGCUGGCGUGCUGUCUGGACUUGCUCUGGCAGCUCCUCACAAGGACAUUUACUCAGGGCUGUGGGGAUAUAACAGUGUCCUGUCGUGCAUUGCCAUUGGAGGGGUCUUCUAUGUUCUAACGUGGCAAACCCAUCUACUGGCUCUAAUAUGUGCACUUUUCUGUGCAUACAUGACUGCAGCGAUCUCAAAACUGAUGUCUAUGCUGGCAUUGCCAGCCUGCACGUGGCCUUUCUGCCUGUCCGCUUUCAUCUUUCUCCUCAUUUCCUCUGAGAUCCCAGCCAUCUGCAGACUGCCUCUUUCUGCGGUCUCCUACCCCGAGGAGAAUCGCCGCCACCGGAGACAAUUAAAGGCCUCGGAGAAAGCUCGGCACAGUCAGCAGAGCAGCAGCCAAGAAGAGGCCCAGCUGAAGGAGAGUGGAGGUCCAAAUGUCCAGCUGUCUGUGGAGGAAAAAAAAGAACUCUCUGUUCUGUGUCGUGACUGUCUGCUCGGCUCUGCCUUCAAGAACUCCGGAAACAAGUCUCGAGAUGGACAAGGAGGCCGCAACAUCCGCGUGAUCAUCGCCGGCGAACCAAUGGCCUUCCGCCGAGCGAUCCGAGGACACCGGCAUCCCCUGCCGCGCGUGAGGAAAUGGGCGGGCCCGGGGAAAGCUCGGUCACGCCGCGUGGGCGGGUGA
Molecule: messenger RNA, 1365 nt
Organism: Chelmon rostratus (copperband butterflyfish)
Lineage: Eukaryota; Metazoa; Chordata; Actinopteri; Chaetodontiformes; Chaetodontidae
Product: urea transporter 1-like
Exons: 9
Coding region: 1-1365 (454 amino acids)
Biological process (GO): urea transmembrane transport
Cellular component (GO): membrane
Molecular function (GO): urea transmembrane transporter activity
Source: RefSeq, a predicted model, not a curated record